This is a messenger RNA of Trypanosoma theileri, 1263 nucleotides long. RefSeq names its product putative delta-5 fatty acid desaturase. Gene Ontology annotation, cellular component: membrane. Gene Ontology annotation, molecular function: oxidoreductase activity, acting on paired donors, with oxidation of a pair of donors resulting in the reduction of molecular oxygen to two molecules of water. The transcript has a single exon. The record is from RefSeq and is a predicted model, not a curated record. NCBI's taxonomy places the organism in Eukaryota, Euglenozoa, Kinetoplastea, Trypanosomatida, Trypanosomatidae. Gene Ontology annotation, biological process: lipid metabolic process. Bases 1 to 1263 code for a protein of 420 amino acids.
AUGUCCCAAGGUACUGCUGAAAAAGAACAACAACCCUAUGAGGUUCUAAUAAAUGGCCGUUUGUAUGAUUGCCGUGAUUUCAAACAUCCAGGUGGGAGUAUUCUUCGAUUUUUCUCUGGAUCUGGGGAUGCCACAGAAGCUUUCUUGGAGUUUCACGAAAGACUACCAAAGGCAAAAAAACUUUUGCAGAUGCUUCCCAAUCGUGUUGCCUCCCAAACAGGUGGUGCAGAUCCAAAGGAAACUGCCAGAUUAGAAAAACUCUCACGUGAUUUCCGUAAAUUACAUGAUGAUUUACGUCAAGAAGGUCAUUUUAAAGCAUCUUAUUUUCGAGCAAUAUAUUUAUUGACUGAAGUAAUUAUAAUGCAUGCGAUUGGGUUAUGGAUUCUUAUGAAUACAAAGUAUUGGAUUCCAGCGUGUAUUAUACUUGGCAUCGCAGAAGGUCGCUGUGGUUGGAUUGAACAUGAAUGUGGACACUACAGUUUCUUUGGAAUUUCCUGGCUUGAUAAGAAAAUUCAGGAGAUAUGUUAUGGUUUGGGAGAUGGGAUGAGUGCUGCCUGGUGGCGCACACAACAUAAUAAACAUCACGCGGCCCCACAGAAACUUCGUCACGAUGUGGAUAUUGAAACUCUCCCUCUCGUUGCAUUUAACAGAGUUGUGGCAAAGCGAGUGCGAAAGAACAAAUUGGCACGUCGUUGGAUAUCAUGGCAAGCGUAUCUCUUCGCACCAGUUACAACCUCUUUGGUAGCUUUAUACUGGCAACUCUACUUGCAUCCGAGGCAUAUGAUUCGAAGGAGAUGUUACACCGAAAUGAUUUCUGUACUUUGUCGAUGGUUCUGUAUUAUUGCUAUUUGCUAUCAUAUGCAGUUCACAGUUUUACAAAGUAUUGGUGGUUAUCUAUUUCUUCAAUCUUUUGGUGCUAUUUAUAUAUUUGUUCAAUUCUCACUCUCGCAUUCACAUCUUGAUGUACUUUCAGCCAACGAACAGAUCCAUUGGGUAGAACAUGCUUCUAUUUACACUAUGAAUAUUUCUCCUCAUUGGAUGACCAAUUGGUGGAUGGGCUAUUUAAAUUUCCAAAUUGAGCAUCACUUGUUUCCUUCUAUGCCACAGUUUCGUUUCGCAAAAAUUUACCCUCGUAUUCGCGCUUUUUUUAAAGAAAAUGGUCUGAAGUAUGACUCCCAACCCUAUUUUGAAGCGUUGAGGAUGACAUUUAAAAAUCUUAAGCAAGUUGCAGCUAUGUUUGAUGAACCCCCUUCUCAAGAAUAG